Messenger RNA from Gossypium raimondii (Peruvian cotton), 555 nucleotides. RefSeq lists its product as uncharacterized. The record is from RefSeq and is a predicted model, not a curated record. Lineage: Eukaryota; Viridiplantae; Streptophyta; Magnoliopsida; Malvales; Malvaceae. The transcript has a single exon. Bases 1 to 555 code for a protein of 184 amino acids.
AUGUCUCGCCAGAUAAUUUUUAGGACCCCAACGUCCGUCCAACGGCGGCAAUUCUUGCUGCAAAGUGGUUCAUCUUCCAAUUCCUUCUGUUCCUCCAGUACCGACGACGGCGGAAGCAGCAGCAGCAGCACAAGGAGCAGUUCCAGGAAUAGUGCCAAGUUCGGGGAGUUUUGUGGGGGUACCACAGCCGAGUGUGCGGUUAUUUGUUGCUGCUGUCCUUGCACAAUAGCAAACCUCCUAGUUUUAGCAUUUUACAAGGUUCCAGCGGGGCUAUGCCGCCGUGCUCUCCGCCUGAAACGGCGGCGUAAGUUGAAGGAAAAAGGGUUGCUUCAGCCGAAAAACCACCGGCCUCAUUGUGGAAUUGAAGAUAAUAGCGAGUUGCAGAUUCACACGGUGGUAGUGGAGGAUUUUUUCCCAGAUGUGGAGGCUUCUGAAGAAGCAGAGAAAGCGGUGAUGGAACUGGAAAAAGAGAUGUGGCAAAGAUUCUAUGGUACUGGAUUUUGGAGAAGUCCUUCUCAGAGAGAAGGAGAGCCACCCAGAAUUAAACAACUUUAA